AUGAGUCUCCUCAAAGAACGUAAACCAAAGAAGCCUCAUUACAUCCCAAGACCACCAGGAAAGCCAUUUAAGUACAAGUGCUUUCAGUGCCCCUUUACUUGCAAUGAGAAAUCUCAUCUUUUUAACCAUAUGAAGUAUGGCCUCUGCAAAAACUCAAUUACUUUAGUAUCAGAGCAGGAUCGAGUUAUCAAGUGUCCAAAAACCAGCUCCUUGGAGCCCAAGCAGAUCAAUCAGCUCGAAUCUACAGUCAAACCAACUUCUUCUAAAGCCAUCACCAAUGGACUGUCAAAUCUCGAUUCAAAGCCUCAAUAUUCUUUUGCAAAAGAGGAUGCCAAGGAAAAUGUUGAAUUACAAAACCAGGCAACAAACACAGUAAUUCAAGGACAAAAACCUGGUAUUCAGAAGGAAUUAAGCCCUGCCAGCAGUACAACAGAAAGUGCUAUUAGCAUGCAGCCCCUUUUGGACAGCAUAGGGAGGCCCUCGGCUUUCGUUCCUGUAGGAGAACACAGAGAUAGUAAAGGCCCAGAAACAAGUGAAGUGUCUGAAAUCAUCUCACUUCCCAACAAAAGCUCAGCUUUUCACAGCAAGUCUGCAUUUCAUGCACCAGGUCACCCAUGGAAAGCAGGCUCUCCUUUCCUCCCAGAGUUCCCACAUAAAGUUGCUCCCACAAAAGGCUUUGGUUCUAUUUCACCUUACAUGCAACCAAUGAUUCCCGAGUAUUCACCCCAUUUCUAUGAACACAGGCUGGCUAUCUACACACCUUACUUGCUUCCAGGUAGUUCAGAGUGUGAAAGCUCUUCUCUGUCUGUCUACGGCACACAAGAUCAAAGACACUUUCUUCCCCACCCUGGGCCACUUCCAAAACCCAUAAAUCCAUCAGCGUAUGAACACUAUCGAUUGUUUCAGCAAUAUCAUUCCACACCUCCAAUACCAUAUGGAUUUUGUAGGCCAACAGAUCCUCCAUUCUACAGAUUUUCACAUGUUGCUGGUAUCAACAGAGACCAAAAUUCUCAUCUAAUGGAAGAAACUACUUUGCUGUAUCCAGGUUCUCUAAGCCCAUCCCAACAAUACCCUUUAAGUUCGCACAAAAAACAAGCAGAUUAUGACAAAGAAAUUACAUUACUGCAUGCCAAAAGUCAUCCCAAAGAUGACCAAAAUGAAAGAGAGAAUGCUAAAAUGAGCCCUCUUGCAGGAAGUGCAGCAACAGGCUCCCCUGGCAGACCCAGUCCAACCAACUUCACUCAGACAAGCCAUGCCUGUGAUGGCUUAUUUGAUCUCUCUAAUAAGUCAUCUUCCACAUCUCUUGGCAAGUAUGAGCAACCAGAAGAAAACUUAACAGCUUUCAGGCCUGUGAGAAAAAGCACUGAUCAACCGACUCUACUUCAAAGUGUGCAGACACAGCAAGACAGAGGAGAUUCACCUACCAGCAUCAAUGUCACUGAUGAAGAUUCCCAUACCCCGAAUGAAUGCCAGAACAAUGAAGGUUCACUCUCCAGCACUGACGACGACACGGGGAUAGCUCCCCUUAAUCUUUCAAAAAAGGCUGACAGUAACACAGGACCUGUUCAUGAGCAUGCAUACAAAACCACAUCCAAAACAGAAAGUCAGAACUUUCUAGAAUUGCAAGACAUGCCUUUGAACCUCUCAGUAAAAGAUUCCUGUAACACAGCAAGCCUGAAAACAUCCUUCCACAGCCCACCUCAUGAUAAUGGUGCUGCUACUUCUCCAGACACUGAAAACAAAACCUCUGGAGCAGACACAUCUAACUCCAAGAACCCUACUAACAGUCCCUGUGACAAAUCUUCUUUCACCGCUCACCGUAAUGAAGCUCAGGACUUGAGAAUAAUUGACAGCUGUGAUGAACAGAAACAAACAGCAGCUGUAGCUCUCUGCCAGCUAGCUGCAUACAGCCCCAGCAAAGUUAGAAUGGACAACGAAGGGCAGAGUCCUCAGGACAGUAAUGCUUCAUGUACAGAAGCUGCUCUUAAUUCUUCUGACACUCAGGAUACUCAGUGCAAUCAAAAAGUCAAAGGACAAAAACGGACAAAUCAGAAAGAAUCAGCAAAGUCACAGCAAGGCACUAAAAGAGCAAGGCCAAAUGACUGUAGCAGAGUCUUCACUUUAAGGAAGAGAACAAGAGUAUCUUAG
Calypte anna (Anna's hummingbird) is the source of this 2148-nucleotide messenger RNA. It is a transcript of the gene ZNF750, whose product is annotated as zinc finger protein 750. Gene Ontology annotation, cellular component: nucleus. Bases 1 to 2148 code for a protein of 715 amino acids. Lineage: Eukaryota; Metazoa; Chordata; Aves; Apodiformes; Trochilidae. Gene Ontology annotation, molecular function: RNA polymerase II cis-regulatory region sequence-specific DNA binding; DNA-binding transcription activator activity, RNA polymerase II-specific; promoter-specific chromatin binding. The record is from RefSeq and is a predicted model, not a curated record. The transcript has 2 exons. Gene Ontology annotation, biological process: epidermis development; positive regulation of transcription by RNA polymerase II.